GGCAAAGUAUUGGGAUUUGUGGUUAGUCAGAGAGGAAUAGAGGUUGAUCCCGAUAAGAUUCGAGCCAUUGCAGAAAUGCCUCCCCCGAGUACAGAAAAAGAAGUUCGCGGUUUUCUUGGGAGACUAAAUUAUAUUUCAAGAUUUAUAUCACAACUAACUGCUACUUGUGAACCGAUAUUUAAACUUUUACGGAAAAAUCAAACAGUUGUGUGGAACGAAGAAUGUCAAAAUGCAUUUGAAAAAAUCCGACAGUAUUUGCAAAAUCCUCCAAUUCUAGCCCCACCAGUUCUAGGCCGACCCUUGAUUAUGUAUCUUACAGUCCUCGACGGGGCCAUGGGAUGCGUACUGGGGCAACAUGAUGAAACAGGAAAAAAGGAGCAUCAUGCCAUUUAUUAUCUAAGUAAAAAAUUUACAGAUGUUGAAAUAAGAUAUACAAUGUUAGAGCGUACUUGUUGUGCCUUAGCAUGGGCGGCUCAUCGCUUAAGGCAAUACAUGCUUUGCCAUACAACUUAUUUGAUAUCCAAAAUGGAUCCAAUCAAGUACAUUUUUGAAAAGCCCGCUCUCACAGGGCGAAUUGCUCGAUGGCAGGUGAUGUUAUCAGAAUAUGAUAUUACCUAUGUUACUCAGAAAGCCAUCAAAGGGAGUGCCUUAGCAUAUUAUCUAGCUAAUCAACCAGUUGAUGAUUAUAAAUCAAUGCAAUGUGAAUUCCCAGACGAAAGUAUCAUGGUUUUGUCUGAAGAAUAUGAUGAUGGAAAAUGGACCUUGUUGUUCGACGGGGCCUCAAACAUAAUGGGGCAUGGGAUUGGGGUUGUUUUAAUAUCUCCAAAAAAGAAGUUCAUACCUAUCACGGCGCGAUUGUGUUUUGAUUGUACCAAUAAUAUGGCAGAAUAUGAAGCUUGCGCCAUGGGAGUUUUGGCGGCUUUGGAAUCAAAAGCAAAAGUUCUAGAAGUAUAUGGAGAUUCAGCCCUAGUCAUUAAUCAGCUUAACCAAGAAUGGGAAACUCGAGAUAAGAAGUUAAUACCUUAUUUUACCUACAUAAAAGAAUUGUCUUUAGAAUUUGACAAAAUCACGUUUCACCAUGUCCCUCGAGAAGACAAUCAAUUGGCUGAUGCUUUGGCUACUUUAUCAUCUAUGUUCCAAAUAAAUCGAAACGAUGAAAUCCCAUCAAUUAAAAUGGAGAGUCGAGAUUAUCCAGCCUACUGCCAUGUCAUGGAAGAAGAAACUGACGGAAAACCGUGGUAUCACGACAUCAAACAUUAUCUUAUAAAUAGAGAAUAUCCUCCCGGAAUAUCGGAGAAUGAGAAAAGAACUUUGAGACGGUUAUCCGCGAGCUUUUUUGUGAACGAAAAUAUUUUGUAUAAGAGGAAUCACGAUAUGGUACUCCUCAGAUGUGUUGAUGUUAAUGAGGCGAAAGAAAUUCUACAAGAUAUCCACGAUGGCUCUUAUGGGAUCCAUAUGAAUGGACACGCCAUGUCUAGAAAGAUUCUUUGGGCUGGAUAUUAUUGUGCCCCUGAACACCCUUUCAGCGCCCUGGUCGUUCUCAAUGUGGGGCAUAAACGUCAUCGGAAUGAUCGAACUGAAAGCAUCAAAUGGACAUUGCUUCAUCUUGGUGGCAAUUGA
Cicer arietinum (chickpea) is the source of this 1620-nucleotide messenger RNA. RefSeq lists its product as uncharacterized. The record is from RefSeq and is a predicted model, not a curated record. Gene Ontology annotation, molecular function: RNA-DNA hybrid ribonuclease activity; nucleic acid binding. Lineage: Eukaryota; Viridiplantae; Streptophyta; Magnoliopsida; Fabales; Fabaceae.